Molecule: messenger RNA, 3993 nt
Organism: Fukomys damarensis (Damara mole-rat)
Lineage: Eukaryota; Metazoa; Chordata; Mammalia; Rodentia; Bathyergidae
Gene: Agxt2
Product: alanine--glyoxylate aminotransferase 2
Exons: 15
Coding region: 90-1727 (545 amino acids)
Biological process (GO): glyoxylate catabolic process
Cellular component (GO): mitochondrion
Molecular function (GO): L-alanine:glyoxylate transaminase activity; pyridoxal phosphate binding
Source: RefSeq, a predicted model, not a curated record
CCUCCUCUCUUGCCUAAUCUCAAAGUCCAGAGAGUCGGUGAACACUCGCUGAUCUGCUUCCACAGGAGUUCACUUUUGACUUGUGCGAGAUGACUUUAGUGUGGAGACAAGUGCCGAGAGCCUUGCACUUGGAGACCUCCUCUCCCAGGAUCCUCAAGAUGUGUCCCUCCCUGAGCCUAGGUGCUUCCUGGGCAUCUGUAACCAAGCUUGGUCUUCACACAAAACCCAGAAUGCCUCCAUGUGACUUCUUACCUGAAAGAUACCAGUCCCUUGCCUAUGACCGUGCACUGGAGAUCCACAGGCAACAUCUUUCUCCUAUGGUGACAGCAUAUUUCCAGAAGCCCCUGAUGCUCCACCAGGGGCACAUGGAAUGGCUAUUUGAUUCUGAGGGAAACAGAUACCUGGAUUUCUUUUCGGGGAUUGUCACUGUCAGUGUUGGUCACUGCCACCCGAAGGUAAACACAGUGGCAAAAAAACAGCUUGGACGCUUGUGGCACACAAGUUCUGUCUUCUUCCACCCUGCAGUACACAAAUAUGCAGAGGAGCUCUUGGCCCUUCUUCCUGAGCCCUUAAAGGUCAUUUUCUUGGUGAACAGUGGCUCAGAAGCCAAUGAUCUGGCCAUGCUGAUGGCAAGAGCACACUCAAAAAACACAGACAUCAUUUCUUUCAGAGGAGCCUACCAUGGAUGCAGUCCUUACACACUUGGCUUGACGAAUAUAGGGACCUUCAAGAUGGAACUCCCCAGUGGGAUGGGUUGCCAAUCAACAAUGUGCCCAGAUGUCUUCCGUGGCCCUUGGGGAGGAAGCCACUGUCGAGAUUCUCCAGUACAAACAAUUAGGAAAUGCAGCUGUGCACCAGGUCCAGUGGGGCAGGGAGGAAGGCUGCACUGCCAUUCUCACAUCUUUAAAUGCUGUGGUUUGUGUGCUUCUUUGUGUGUGUGUGUGUGUGUGUACUGCUGCCAAGCUAAAGACCAGUAUAUUGAGCAGUUCAAAGAUACUCUGAACACUAGCGUGGCCAAGUCAAUUGCUGGAUUUUUUGCAGAGCCAAUUCAAGGUGUGAAUGGAGUUGUCCAGUACCCAAAGGGGUUUCUAAAAGAAGCCUUUGAGCUAGUGCGAGAAAGGGGAGGUGUGUGUGUUGCUGAUGAAGUACAGACAGGAUUUGGAAGGUUGGGCUCUCAUUUCUGGGGCUUCCAAACCCAUGAAGUUCUACCUGACAUUGUCACCAUGGCUAAAGGGAUUGGAAAUGGCUUUCCCAUGGCAGCAGUUGUGACAACUCAAGAAAUUGCCAGAUCCUUGGCUAGAUGUAUGCUUCAUUUCAACACCUUUGGAGGGAACCCCAUGGCCUGCGCCAUCGGAUCCGCUGUGCUUGAGGUGAUUAAAGAAGAAAAAGCACAGGACAACAGUCAAGAAGUUGGCACCUACAUGUUACUGAAGUUUGCUAAGCUGCGAGAUGAGUUUGACACUGUUGGAGAUGUCCGAGGCAAAGGCCUCAUGAUAGGGAUUGAAAUGGUGCAGGAUAAGGUGAACCGCCAGCCUCUUCCUUGUGAUGAAGUAAAUCAAAUCCAUGAGGACUGCAAGGAUAUGGGGCUCCUGCUCGGCAGAGGUGGCACUUUUUCUCAGACCUUCCGCAUUGCACCCCCAAUGUGUGUCACUAAGCCAGAAGCUGAUUUUGCAGUGGAAGUAUUUCGUUCUGCCUUAAUCCAACACAUGGAGAAAAGAGCUAAGUAAAAUGUUAAGAAAUAAUAAAACACAAGCCUCAAGAACUUCCCUACUUAUAUGCAAGGAUGAAUUUGAGGAAUUUCAAAACCACUGUUACUGGGAGAAAACCUGCAGCUCUCCAGGGAAGUUGUACAAGACAUGGUUGGCUGCCUAUCCACCAUGUUUUAACAGAGCCCCUGUUCACUUGAGAAUUCCAUCCUUCUUGGAAAGGAUCUUUGCUUUUAGCUUUCAGAAUAAGUCCCUAGCGUAGUUACGGUAAUUUGAUUUUACUUUGUAUUAAUCGUUUUAUGCAUGAAUAUAUGGCAUUUGUUGUUGUUGUUGAUGGUGACUCUAAAGGAAAAUCUUUUGAUGGAGGUGCCUUCAGGGAAAAGGUUCUUUACCCUCCACUCUUCAGGUCAGGAAAAUGUCUUCUUGUUGCACUGAAAACAUCAUACAUCACAAUGGGCUUCCUGGAACCACAUUAGCUAUCGGAGAACCCUGAAGAUAAUAGCCUAUUUGCUGAAGCUGGAAGAUGGAUCAACCUGAGUACUUAGUGAUAUCAAUGAAACAUUUACAAACAAUCCUGGAGCCACCCUGCCUCAAGGCUACUUGAAAUAUGAUAAUAAAUUCAUUUUAUUGCAUUAACCUUUUUUAUUUAAAUUUUCCAUUACUGUGGCCAAAAGCAUUCAACGAAAUGAUGCACAAAAUAGUUUAGUACAAUAACAACCUCCCCACCUUUCACUUUCUUAAGUCUUCCUUUCUUGUCUAUUCCCAUGGCCAUCAGCUCACCCUGAUCUAAAUCCUGUCAAGUUCAGAACUUCCCAUACUUUAAUUAUUAUAAUAUAUAUUCAUAGAUUUCCUCCCGUAUAAGGGUACACCUGUCUUAAAAUUUACAAUACUUUUCUUAAUUUGAUUUUUUGCUUAGAUAUAUUUAAUAGUAUACUGUCUAUAAUAACAAUAGACAUCAAUAUCACUUGUCAUAAACAGAAGGUAAACAUAAAUAGAGGGAAUACAAACACCACAAACCCAUUUCUAUCUGGGGCCUGUUCCCUCUUUGUUCAAAAAAGGAGGUUAGAGAGUGUUUGAGAUGUGUUAAAAAUACACUAGCAAAGUGAUGCCUUCUCCUGAACACAAAUGAGAAAGAGAAAUAACUUUCUCAGCAUGUGAUUGGAUAUUUAUUUGAAGUUGUGUCCUGGUUGGAAGCCACAUCCUAAAUGUCUGCCUCACUGAGAUUUCUGUUCUACUAGCCAGGUUUAUUUCCAUCGGGCAUUGGUUUAAAAAUGGUAUUCCCUGGGACAAAAUUUGCCUUUAGCUCCCCACUGUCUCUUGGAUAUGAUCAAAAUCCCUUUAACAAGAAAUUCAAUAUCCAAAUACAGUAAACACUUCAUUUUGGCUCUGCAAAAAUGCCACUGGACUCAGCCAAAUGGCUUAAGCUCUAUACUUAGUUCUUCUACUUAAUUUGCAACAAGUGACCAUGAGCUAGGCUUUCCAUUUCUUCUUACUCUUAAGUCUUGUUUUGGUUUUUGUUUUCUUUCACUACUUGACCUUCCUACCUCCGGCAGUUAUCUUGCGAAUCAAAUGAGUCAGUGGAUAUAAAAAUUCUUUGCAAACUGAUAAAUCAUACAAAAAAGAAAUGUUUCCCUUUCCAGCUAUAUUGCUCUUCCUCUCUUCACUACAGAAUCUUUCCCAAGAACAGUUUUUGUUCACCAUUUAUACUUCCCUUCUCUCUCAUCCAAGCCACAAUCACUAGGCUCUCUUUGUUGUCUCUCAGUCCUUGGAAAUUUUGCUUUCUCAAAAAGCCACUGAUCACUUCUUUAUGACCAAAAAAAAAAUGAUUUCUUUGAAAUUCUUUUCUAAAUAACUGCUUCUUCUUAAGUAAUAUCAUUCUCAGCUUCUACAAUAUCAUCCUUCUAUUUCACAUGGCUUUUUCCCAGCCUCUUUCCUUGCAACUCCUCAAAUUCAAGGUUCUGUCUUGAGCUGUCUUUUCUUUCAUGCUACCCUCUCUCCCAGUAAGCACCCUUGCUCUCUUCUGCAAUUUCAACAACCUUAUUAUGCUCCCAAAUACUCAUUUUGAAUUCCAACCCUUUUCUGAGCUCCAAUCCAAAAAUUAUAAUUCUCUGGACAACUGUUUUUGGAUGUUCCAAAGAUAUUUAGAAUUCAAUCAAUUUAAGAAAAAACCUACCAAGUUUCUAUCCUCAUUGAAUUCCUUUUCUAUUCACGGGAUGUUUUCCAUCUCAAGCUCACAUUCUAGGUCAUACUUUUCUUCCACAUUAUUUUUCUUGUUAUUUGAUCAAAU